AUGCCAAACUAUUCUAAGUUCCUUAAGGAAAUCUUGAGUGGAAAAAGUGAGUGUAUUGAGGUUGACUCGGUGAAGAUUGGGGAGUGUUGUAAUGAUCUUAUCGAUAAUGACUUACCCAAGAAGAUGAAUGAUCCGGGCAAUUUUCCAAUACCUUGCAACAUCAAUGGAAAAGUGUUUCAAAGUGCUCUUUGUGACCUUGGUGCUAGUGUUAGCAUAAUGCCAUAUUCUGUCUUCAAGAAGCUUAAGCUAGGUGAGCUCCUCCCAACCAAUAUGACCCUACAAUUGGCCGACCGUUCUUUUAAGUUCCCCAAGGGUAGAAUUAAGGAUGUCCCCCUUAAGCUAGGAGAGUUCACUAUCCCCGUUGACUUCAUUAUGCUAGAGAUUGCGGAAGAUGACAACAUUCUUAUCAUUCUAGGGAGACCACUUCUAGAAAAUUCGGGUGCCUUGAUAGAUGUGAAAGGUGGCAUUAUUACUUUGUGUGUUAGUAAUGAUUCGACUAGUUUCAAGCUUAAACCAAUGCAUGAAUCUCUUUCUUUUGUGCAAGGAAUUAUGUGCAUUAAUUCGCUUCAUUUGAAUGAUAUUUCUUGCACUCUUUCAUUGUCUACUAGUGAUGUCAUUGAAGUUUGUGACAAUGUUUCUAUAAGCAUUACUAGCAAAUUGGUUAGUGAUGACAAGAAAGAGACCUCUAACUUUCUCUUUUCAUUUUAA
Chenopodium quinoa (quinoa) is the source of this 708-nucleotide messenger RNA. RefSeq lists its product as uncharacterized. Lineage: Eukaryota; Viridiplantae; Streptophyta; Magnoliopsida; Caryophyllales; Amaranthaceae. The record is from RefSeq and is a predicted model, not a curated record. The coding region runs from base 1 to 708 and encodes 235 amino acids. The transcript has a single exon.